Molecule: messenger RNA, 422 nt
Organism: Racocetra persica
Lineage: Eukaryota; Fungi; Glomeromycota; Glomeromycetes; Diversisporales; Gigasporaceae
Source: the annotation of a GenBank genome assembly
AAGUGCAGCAAGUGUGGUACCAAGCGUCCUAAAGAAAUGUUUAUUUGGAAUAGUAUUAGAUAUUUGAUAUGUAUAAAAUGUAAAGAAAGACACGGCAGAAGAAAAAAGAAAAAUCAAAGUUCUUUAACAAAAACUACAAAUCCUACCAAUGUUGAAUCAGUUGCACAAUUUUCUACCAAUACUGAAUCAAUUACUCAACCUGAAACUAAUAAUCAAGAAAUUGAAUAUGUUGAUAAUAAUGCAUAUGUUGAAAUCAAUUGUCUUGAACUAACAGCAAGUGUAAGCACUAAUGAAGUAGCCGAUAUAGAUUAUCAAAUACACCUAUUAGUAAAUAUAAAUAUAGAUGAUCAAAACAUGAUAGCAAAAGAAAUAGCUAAGCUUGUUAUUAUUGAAAUUGAAGAAGAGGAUAAUUAUAUAUGGAU